Molecule: messenger RNA, 2643 nt
Organism: Carassius gibelio (silver crucian carp)
Lineage: Eukaryota; Metazoa; Chordata; Actinopteri; Cypriniformes; Cyprinidae
Gene: hnrnpa0a
Product: heterogeneous nuclear ribonucleoprotein A0a
Exons: 1
Coding region: 1-885 (294 amino acids)
Molecular function (GO): RNA binding
Source: RefSeq, a predicted model, not a curated record
AUGGAAAACCAACUUUGUAAGCUUUUUGUCGGUGGACUUAACGUCCAAACCACCGAUGACGGGCUGCGAAAUCAUUUCGAGCAAUACGGGACGCUCACGGACUGCGUGGUCGUCCAGAACCAGCAGCUGAAGCGCUCGCGCUGCUUCGGUUUCGUUACGUACUCGAGCCCCGAGGAGGCGGACUCGGCCAUGGCGGCCCGACCGCACGUUCUGGACGGUAACAACGUCGAGCUGAAGCGGGCAGUGGCUCGGGAAGACGCGGGCAGGCCAGAGGCCCUCGCGAAGGUGAAGAAGAUCUUCAUCGGCGGGCUUAGAGACGACAUCGAGGAGGAUCACCUCCGUGAUUGCUUCUCCCAGUUCGGCGCGGUGGAGAAGGCGGAGGUGAUAACGGACAAAGAGACUGGAAAGAAGCGUGGCUUCGGCUUCGUAUAUUUCGAGGACAACGACUCGGCCGAUAAAGCAGUGGUGCUCAAGUACCAUGUUAUCAAUGGGCAUAAAGUGGAGGUGAAGAAAGCCCUGACCAAGCAAGAGAUGCAGGCCGCUGGGAGUCGUGGUGGCCGCGGCGGGAGGGGGAUGGGCAGACCGCAGAACGGCUACGGCGCGCGCGGCGGCGGAUACGGCAACUGCAGCAGCGGCGGCGGGUAUGGAGGCAAUGACGGCUACGGCGGAGGUUACGGAGGCGGGUAUGGGGGAGGCUACGGGGACCAAAUGGAGGGCUACGGCGGUGGUAACGGCUACAGUGACUUUGGCAGCGGCUAUGGCCAGCAGUCCUCUGGCUAUGGCCCAAUGAAAGGUAAUUACUCGGGCAGAAGCAGCGCUCCUUACUCCCGAGGAGGAGGUGGUGGUGGUGGUUACGGCAGGGGGGGUUACGGAGGCUCGUAUUAGGAGCGUGUAUUAGGUCCUUCCCCAGCCCACAUCACAGUUUCGACCACACAUUAUCUUCAGCUAAGUUGAGCCACUUUAACAUAACGUGGCAUUGACUGAAACACUCGAGCUCCAUUAUCAUUAUCCAGUCCAGCAGAUCAUAGGUAGGGCCAGGGCUCACCUGUCCGACUUUACUCCGCAUCUUACAUCUUUCCCUGAAGUACUAGGGAGAUUUUUUUUUUUCUCUUUCCUUUCAGCAAGACAUAGGACUACUACUCUGGAUCUCUACUUGUAUUAUAAGACUGGCCAGUGGUCGGGGCAGGCUACCUGUUGGCGCAACUGUUACUCAAGUUUUUUUUUUUCUUUGGUUUGGGAUUAGGUUAAGAUUAGUAUUUUUGCUUGUUAAUUAGAGUAGGCAUGUGUUUUUCACCUUUUAGUGUAUGCAUUGUAUCUUUAUUGUGUCUGUUCUUUUUUUCAAAACGCUUAAUAGUGCAGUCAAUCAAAUUAAUCGCAAACAAAAUAAAAGCGUUUGUUUGUAUAAUACACUGUGUAUAUAUGCGUUUAUAUAUAAAUACACAAACCUACAUAUGUUUAUAUUAAUAUAAUUUAUAUAUACAUUUUAUAUAUAAACCAAAUACAUUAAGUGUAUACAUGUGUGCGUGUAUUUACAUAUACAUAACAAAUAUGCAUAGUACAUAUAUUAUGUAAACACAUUUUUUUUUGAAUGCGAUUAAUCGUUUGACGACUAACAUUUAAAUCUGAUUUUGAUUGAGAGCCAAUCAGCAGUGAAACCCUGUAGCGAUUCAAACAUCCAUUGGCUGGCUGCAGGCGUUAUUUGCAUAUCACGUGAUGUUUUGAGUGCACAGUGCCUUGAGUAAAAAUCCCAUUCAUUUUCUUCAUAAAGCAAGGCAGACACUAUAAGCUAUGAGGUUAAAUGGUGUGUUGUGUUUAUUUUCCACUCGUUUUGCAAAUAUGUAGAAACCAACCAUAAUUCUUCAAUCAGAGAAUUAAUAUUUGCAUAUUUUGCAAUAAGCAUAUAAUGUUUCUGUAUGCAUACUCAAUAUCUUUAAAUCAAUAGUUUUGUCAUUCGCAAUGUUUCCUGGGAUUGGAGUACUUUCCGUUUUGUGUAUUUGCCCUCUACAAAUACUUUUUUGCAUCGAAUCAAAGAUCGCAAUGUUUCGGCUCAUUGCUGGUUGGUUUGACUGAAUCAUAGCUCUGUAACAAAUGCUUUUUAAAAAUGAAUGGGGAAAAAUUCUACAGAAAACCAAGGCAGCUGAAAAAGUAGACUGGCACUGUUGAACUCAAUUAAUCCACUUGCUGCAGAGUCUGCUGCCAACCAAUGAAAGAUUGAAUUUAUUUAAUUAGGCUCGAUUGCAACUAGCUGUUUGUUCUAACAUAAGAAAAGUGUUGGAUUAAAUUGAAAAAUCUUUGUCGUCUCAGUAAAAAAUAUGCAAGUUAAAAGGACUAGUUCCAGCUUCGAAUGUUCAGGCUCGCUCAAACAACCCUCAACGUCCGUUAAUAGUUAAGUGAUUAACGUGUGUCCCCUCCCAAUUAGUGUAAUCUGUUAAAUAGUUCAAGAACAUUAUGAAAAUAUUGUCAUUGGUGGUGUUACAGUGAACCUUUUGGUCGGGACUCUUGUUUUUCCUACAGUUUAAUUAUUUAGUAAAGGACUUAAAUGCUCUUGUCUCAUUGUAUUACUGCUUCAACCCAUUGAAUAUUGUUUAUUUCAGAUACAACUGAACUGUAUGUAUUUCUGUUAAUAAAAAUCAUUACUCCGUA